AAAAAGUUGGCUUUGGGGGUCUUGUCUGACAGCCCAAUUUGAUGGCCUACCGCCCAAUCGCUAACAACAUCAACAAUCACAGAAGCAAUAGACCAAAAAGAAAACAACAGCGCUCAUCCCCCCUUCACAUUGGUGCUCCUUGGAUUGUUCCAUGCGAUAACGCUGGAUAUAGACCUAGUCCGUACGCAUUGCAUUUCUCAACCAGCAACUACGUACACCACUUGUACUACUACUACCGGUACCAGCAUGUUCUGAUCAGGACCCUCACCGGCCAAACCAAACACAUCGAACCGGCCCUCCUCAGAUGGCUCAGUCCAUACUGGUGGACCGUGCCUGGUGGUGACAAUGACCAGGAACGACGCCCUGUCCCGUUUCAGCUCCAUUACGAGCUCCUCCACAGACAGUGCACACUCAACGGCUACCGUUAAGCCGUUGCCAUCAACGCCUAUCGCCAGCGAUACACGAAGACAUUCAAGCGGCUCUCGACCAGCCAUCCCGUCGCGCCUCAGGAUUGACGAUGAUUUGAACCGGUGAGUCGCUGCCAAUACUGUAUUUACAGCUGGUGACCAAUUUGGCCGGCACCCCUGGUGCCAAUUUGCUGGUGGAGAACGGAGAUCGGUGCCGCAGCUUUUGCAUCCAUCCCACGCUGUCAAAACUUGUGCGCUUCAUUCAGCUGGACUCGCCAGUGGAGAGCGCAAACACGAUCGAGUUAGAUUUGAUUCGACCUCGGCUAGCUUCCCUCUAAGCAAGGAAGAAACGGAGAAAUUUGAACCCAGAAAAGAAAAAGAAAAACGAGACCAAGAAAGAAGAAAAAAAAGUCGAUAGCGAAUCAAAAGAAGAGAGAGAGCAGUUGACACCAGACACAGACCCUAAUGUUUUGCGCAUUCUAGUAUUACCGCCUCUCCGCUCAGAGACGACACGCAGGUAUCACCGACAAACACGUUCGGCACGCGCGUUGCAUUAUCACCAUCAUCUCCCACCUCCAAUGUAUUCCCCCGCGAGCAACGACUGAGCGACUUCGGGAACUAUCGAAGGGACCUCGCCGUGCUGGAUCCCGGCGGCAGUCGAGUGCCUCAAAUCCAGCAGCCUCCGCCGAACACGGGGCCGUCCCUGAGCAGCCAAGUUGCUCCCUGGAUGACCUCCAACGGCACCGGCGGCGCUCCAGCCGCCAUCAACACCAGCUUCUACAAUGAUUCAAGCGACAACCUCUCGGUCGCGUCACAGCUCUCCCCUGGCUUCCGAAUACCCGGCGGCAGACCGUCGAUUUCGCAACCCUCGGGUGUAGGCGCCGAUAACAAUGAGGCAUCAUACUUUGGCGACGAACGAAGGCCGUCGAUAGCCAGCAUCACAACGACUGCGAGCAGCCAGGGCUCCAAAGCCAGCGGGAACAGGGGUGGCUUUCGAAAGCUGCAGGGCUUCUUUGGAGAGGAGUUUCCCGGCCGAGAUUCCUCCGACACUAGUCUUCCACCUGCCGUUCCGGGCAAGGAGCACCGCUCACACUCGUACAGCCACGGCCGACCGUACCGAGACCGCAACUAUUCCAACGCUACUGACCAUACUCGGGACGGAUCACCGUCGUCGUCCAGACCCAGAACACCAGUGCCUGCCCCAGAGGUAGUGCCAUUCUUGUAUCAAGAAGCUGAUGACAUUGCAAAAUAUGGCGAAGCUCCUGUCAGGGAUAUCCUGUCUGGCCCCGAUCGUGAACGUUAUGUGACCGGCGAUUCAUUACAAAACCCACCCAAGACCUCAUCUUCAUCGCGAUCCGGUCAUUCUCUCGCCCACCUGUCGGGUCAACAUCGACACCAGAAAAGUAACGAUGACCCGAGAACUUUGCGCCCUACCAUGAGCCGGGACGACUCUGCUGUUCCCACCUACAAGGACCGUAGCGGGUCUGCCACCACCAUGAUGACAACCUCCAGAGACCGCGCCCACAGCCCGGCCCCGAGCGGACACAGCAUCGGUGGUUACUUCAGCUCGAAAAACGGUACCUACGAUGGUCAAACUUCGCCGCCUGGGCAUCAAAAGAAGAGCCUGCUUGGUCGCUUCAAGAGGAACAAAGACAAGGAGGACACGGGUUCGCUCAAGAAAACUUCUCUCUCGAGCACCUCGCUCAAUUUGAAACCUUCACGAUCGGAAUUUGGAGGGGAUGGGGCAUCUACCAUGGGUCAGGAUUGGCCCUCGCGCCUAGCGGAACCGUCUCAAUACAAUUCCAACUCCAACUCUGCCUCGGCACGACCGCCGCAAGCCCGACACGGUACUUUCAAAUCGCCAUUUGCGAAGCGAGGGCGUACUCAUCACAGGCAUGACGAUCGCGACGAGGCUAUCGGGCCCACCGAUAAGCACGAUGGGAUGCAAGCAGGUGGAACCAUGUUCCAUCUCGAUACUGACCUCAAUGACAUGAGCGGCAUCCUAAGCCGACCUCUGCCCUUGACCCCUAUGGACGCUGAUUUCGUUGGUACCAUCAAGGGCGAGAAGUCCACUGUCACUUCCAAUGGCCGCAACGGCGCUUGGGACGCCCCCGACAGCUGGGCUGUCAAGCGAACAGGUGACGAUUUAGCCUACCACGGACCGGAGAAUGACGAGGCUGGCCCGUCACCGAGACCAGAAGAGAAGAUGACCUCUUACUGCAUACGCGUGUUCAAGUCGGACGGCACGUUUGCAACUUUGCAGAUGUCAAUCGACUCGUCGGUCCAGGACCUCAUCGGGCAGCUGUCUAAGAAGUCAUAUGUCUCUGGUGGUCUCGAGUACCACAUCGCUCUACGCAAACACGGCCUCAUCCGCGUGCUCGGCUCUGCAGAGAAGCCGCUCUUUAUACAAAAACGUCUAUUACGACAGGUGGGUUUCGAGGAGAGGGAUCGUAUUGAAGACAUUGGUCGUGAGGACAACAGUUACCUCUGUCGCUUUCUUUUCAUGUCCUCGCGAGAGCUCGAGCAACAGGCACGAACCCAGGAUCUAGGCCUGGGCCGGACGCAAAAGUUCAACCACGUGGACCUGUCGGCGCGCAAUAUUAUCCGAAUCCCCAUCUACCUCUACUCCAAGGUUCAGGACAUCAUCUCUCUUAAUCUAUCGAAAAACCUGUCCCUGGACUUACCGCGCGACUUCAUAUCGUCUUGCCAGAAUCUUCGCGAUAUCAAGUUCAACAACAACGAGGCCAGGAAACUCCCAGCCAGUCUUGGGCGUGCGAGCAGGCUUACGUAUCUUGACGUGUCCAACAACCGGAUUGACCAUUUGGAGAAUGCUGAGCUCAACGGUCUCGUUGGCCUUUUGAAGCUUAAUCUUGCCAACAACAGACUUAAGCACCUGCCUCCAUACUUUGGUGCUUAUCGGUCUCUGAGGACCCUCAAUGUGUCUUCUAACUUUUUGGACAAAUUCCCAUCCUUCCUCUGUGAGCUCGAGAGUUUAGUCGACCUCGAUCUGAGCUUCAACCUGAUUGGAGCCUUCCCGCCAGCUAUUGAGAACCUGCGAAACCUCGAGAAACUUGUCAUCACAAACAACAGGUUAGCAGGCACACUGCCAGACAGCUUCAGCCGUCUCCAAAGUCUUAGAGAGCUCGACAUCAAGUACAAUGCAAUUUCGGGCAUCGAUGUGAUAUCUCUGUUGCCAAAGCUCGAGAUUUUGGCUGCAGAUCACAACGCCAUUUCUCAGUUUGUUGGCUCCUUCGAAAGAGUCAGGAGUCUGAAGCUCAAGGACAACCCCAUCACGCGGUUCGAGCUGACAUCGACGGUCCCAACGCUAAAACUGCUCAACUUGUCGAACGCCAAACUCGCUAGUAUCGCUGAGUCUUUUAAUCACAUGCUCAACCUAGAAAGGCUUGUUUUGGAUAGAAACCAUUUCGUCUCUUUGCCAUCCCAGAUUGGCAGACUGCGGCGACUGGAACACUUCAGCAUCGCCCACAACGCGCUGGCCGAGCUCCCACCGGAGGUAGGAUGCCUUCAGGAGCUCAAAUUCCUCGAUGUGCGCGGCAACAAUCUCAAAAAGCUACCAUUGGAGAUUUGGUGGGCAAACAAGCUGGAGACACUCAACGCCUCGUCCAACGUCAUGACGGAUUUCCCCAAGCCGGCGUCAAGACCACCCCAACCUCCCGAGUCGAGUCCCGGUUCUAUGCAGGGUUCUAAUGGUAAAGUUGCUAUGGUUGGCUCAUUAUCGACCCCGCCUAGUAUAGAAGACCUCGAUCCCGACGACUCUAGACGACCCAGCCAGGCCUCUUCCAGCACUUUGCUGAGUGUGGGACCAUCACCCGUCCCAGCCGGGCCGGACCGCAAGAGCUCAGUGGUGUCUGUCUACGGCAAGGGUGGCCGCAAGACGUCCAUCAUAUCGAGGAGUGCCAACUCGAGCGGCAACGCCCCUGCGCCCCCUAACACUAGAAAAGACUCAGGGCUGUCGGCACGUAUUACCAACACCUUCUCGGGCUCGUUGCGAAAUCUUUUCCUCGCGGAUAACCUGUUGGACGAUGACGUGUUUGACCAGAUAAUGCUUCUGUGCGAGCUUCGUGUACUCAAUCUUUCGUUCAACCAAAUCAGUGACAUGCCGCAGCGAUGCAUAAAGAGCUGGCCGCAGCUAUCGGAGCUAUAUUUGUCCGGCAAUGAGCUCACAACAAUACCAGUUGACGACCUGGAGGAAUACAGUCUGCUUCAGGUCCUUCACAUCAACUGCAACAAAUUCACCAAUCUGCCGGCUGACAUAUCAAGAGCCAAGAAGCUGGCAGUGCUGGACUGUGGCAGCAACUUCCUCAAGUACAACAUUAGCAAUGUACCAUAUGACUGGAAUUGGAACCUCAAUCCAAACCUGAGAUAUCUGAACCUUUCGGGCAACCGGCGGCUGGAAAUAAAGCAACCAGCCUAUGGUAGUGGCGCCGGGAAUAGGGAGCAGUACACAGAUUUCAGUAGGUUGCAAAACCUGCGGGUCUUGGGUCUCAUGGAUGUCACUCUCACCCAGCCUAGUAUUCCGGAGCAGAGCGAGGACUGCAGAGUAAGGACGUCGGGCUCCUCGGCCGGUUAUCUGCCUUAUGCCAUGGCCGACACGCUUGGCAAAAAUGAGCAUCUGUCGACGGUCGACUUGGUUGUGCCGCGGUUCAAUGCAUCCGAGACGGAGACGCUGCUAGGCUUGUUUGACGGCCAGGCUCUUUCAAGUGGUGGCUCUAAGAUAGCCAAGUAUCUACAUGAGAACUUUGGUCAGAUUCUGGCUACAGAGUUGAGAGCACUCAAGACCGGCCUCAAGGAGACGCCAGAGGAUGCGCUGCGACGUGCAUUCUUGGCGCUCAACAAGGAGCUGGUGACCAUUGCGAUCCAGCACAGCGAGGACCGGCCGUCUGUGCCACACCGCAGCGGCUCUCAGGCCCACGUAAUCCUCAACAAGGAAGAUCUCAACUCGGGAGGCGUGGCAACAGUCGUCUAUCUUCAAGGGCAGGAUCUCUACGUUGCCAACGUUGGAGAUGCGCAGGCCAUGAUUAUCCAGUCGGACCAAACACACAAGAUGCUGACGAGGAAACAUGAUCCGGCAGAGCCCACGGAGCGUAGCCGAAUCCGAGAGGCGGGAGGUUGGGUAUCUCGAAACGGCAAGCUGAACGACCAGCUCGGUGUGUCGAGAGCUUUCGGCUAUGUCGACUUGAUGCCAGCCGUGCAGGCGGCUCCCCACGUCAGCCAUGUGGCAAUCAGGGAGCAGGACGAGAUGAUACUGCUGGCCACAAGCGAACUCUGGGAACACCUGGCGCCUGAGCUGAUAGUGGACAUAGCUCGACAGGAGCGCGGUGAUCUUAUGAGGGCAACCCAAAAGCUUCGCGACCUAGCCAUUGCUUACGGCUCGACCAACAAAAUUAUGAUUAUGAUGAUCAGUGUGGCGGACCUGAAGCGGAGGACCGAACGCACUCGAAUUAAUAGAGGUCAGAGCAUGUCCAUUCACAACUUGAGUCUCCACGGCGAGCAGUACAAGUUCCCCACCAGGGGACGGCGCAAGAAGGACCAGGUCAUGGACUCGACGCUGCAGCGUCUAGAGGCAGAAGUCCCAGCGCCCACGGGUAUGAUCGCCAUUGUCUUCACGGAUAUCAAGAACUCGACGAACCUGUGGGAGACGUACCCGGCCGCGAUGAGGUCUGCCAUCAGGCUGCACAAUGAGAUGAUGAGGAGACAACUGCGUCGCAUCGGUGGAUUUGAGGUCAAGACUGAAGGUGACGCCUUCAUGGUAUCGUUUCCCACAGCGACAUCGGCUCUGCUCUGGUGUUUUGCUGUGCAGCUGCAACUGCUCGAGGUCAACUGGCCGUCUGAGAUGCUCAACUCGCUCUCGUGCAAACCAACGGUUGAUAAGAAUAACCAGGUCAUCUUCAAGGGACUGUCGGUCCGCAUGGGUAUUCAUUGGGGCGAGCCACUCUGUGAGCCAGAUCCCAUCACACGUCGUAUGGACUAUUACGGUCCGAUGGUGAACAAGGCGUCUCGUAUCUCAGCCGUUGCCGACGGAGGGCAGAUCACGGUUUCAUCCGACUUCAUCUCGGAGAUUCAGAGAUGCCUGGAGACUUACCAGGGAGCAAACGCCGCCGCUUUGGUAAACGAGUCCUUUGAUGAGGACCCCUUCUCGAUGGCGAUCCGAAAGGAGCUACGGUCACUCAGCAGCCAAGGCUUUGAGGUCAAGGAGCUGGGUGAGCGCAAACUGAAGGGUCUCGAGAACCCAGAGGUGGUGUAUUCUCUUUACCCACACCAGCUGGCGGGUCGCAUCGAAACGCAUCAGGCACACGAUAAGGGCGUGACGGCUGCUGCUCCCGAGUUGAUCGAGAACACGCCAGCGGUUCUCAAGGAGGGUUCGGAGCUCGACUUUGACCCAGAGAUCAUAUGGGGUCUGUGGAAGCUGAGCCUUCGGCUCGAAAUGCUGUGCAGCAGUCUUGAAUACGUGGGAGGUCGUGGGCUGCAGGCGCCCGAGACGGAGCUGCUCGAGAGGAUGAAGCAGAGGGGUGGAGAGGUCACGGAGAGCUUUCUGGUCAACUUCAUGGAGCACCAGAUCAGCCGCAUCGAGACCUGCGUCUCCACACUCAGCAUUAGACACCUCAACAUGGGGGGCGGCACUAUCAAGGAGCUCGACGACCUCCGUGGGCCCAUCUCCAGCGUCCUGGCCAACUUUAGCAAGCAGAUGGCCGAGCUUCAACGCUACAAAGCGCUCUACGGGCCACUUGAUGCGAUUGAGGAUGGCCAGCAAGCAUCUUAAUGAUGCCACCAAUUAUUUGGUGGUAUUUAUUAUGCAUACAGAUGACAACUCUUGCCUUCAAGGGCCAGGGCCACCUUGUUGUUUUGUUUUCUCUAUUAUUUUCUCUUCCUACUAUUGUCUUGAUAUCCCCCCGAUCUAGAGAGCUGUGCUUUUCUGUCACCGAUUCCUUGUUUUCUUUGGGGUUUCUUUGGAUAUUUUAUUGGAAACGCAGCGAGAAGAAAAAAUGAUGAGAAAUGUGUGUGUUGCAUUAUUCCAUUUUUAUUAUUAACCUUUUUUUAUACUGGACAUGGUCUAGCCCCGCUGGAUAUCUGUCGAGGGCGGGCGUUUGUUUCCUCUACGAGGUGCAGCGGAUUCACGUUUCAUUGUCCUUGUUUUUUUUUUUUUUUUUUCUCUCUCAUCCCUAGGUUUUACCACCUACUUACUACACACCUACCAUGGCCAUACGUUUUUUUGGUGAGCACGGUUGGCUAGACUGUGUUGCUCGAGCUGUGCUUGUGUUUGUACGUGGGAGCGAGAGGACACGAGAGGGUGUGGGAGGCUUACCUACAUACAGCUGGCCCUUUUGGUUUCAUUGGUUGAUACCUCAGGUUUUUGGGUUUCUAUGGUGGUGGGGAGGGUUGCCUUCGAGGUGUACCGCGCAUAGCUGCCGUGAGGCUGGAAAAGAAAAAGUCACGACGUGGGACGAUGGGUGCCUUUUUUUCUUCUUUUUUUUUUCUUUUUUCGUUGUGAGGUUGGAUCAUGUUCUUCUGCCUGCCUAACCAACCCUGCCUUGUUGUUACCACCUAGAAGGCAUAUUCAUUUAUCAUUUUAUUUGCUGUUGUUGUUGCUGUUCUUGGGAGGACCACAGCACAUUAGUACAUCUUUAUAAUCAAACCGCACCAUUACCAUCG
This is a messenger RNA of Pyricularia oryzae 70-15, 8078 nucleotides long. Its product is annotated as adenylate cyclase. Lineage: Eukaryota; Fungi; Ascomycota; Sordariomycetes; Magnaporthales; Pyriculariaceae. The record is from RefSeq and is a predicted model, not a curated record. Gene Ontology annotation, molecular function: protein binding; magnesium ion binding; adenylate cyclase activity. The coding region runs from base 1135 to 7188 and encodes 2017 amino acids. Gene Ontology annotation, biological process: intracellular signal transduction; cAMP biosynthetic process. The transcript has 3 exons.